Molecule: messenger RNA, 354 nt
Organism: Prorocentrum cordatum
Lineage: Eukaryota; Dinophyceae; Prorocentrales; Prorocentraceae
Source: the annotation of a GenBank genome assembly
AUGACCUGCCUUGAGAGGUUCGUGCAUUAUUGCGAGGAGAGCAAGGCGGACUCCGGCUCCAACAACAACGCGGCGGCGCCCGCGAAAUCUCCGAAGGACAUUCUCGUUGCCGAGUGCCCCGACUGCGAUGGCGUCGCCAACGCGGACAUUUGCCCAACGAAGCUUCGCUUGUACGAUGCCCCUCCGGAGGCGGAACCGACCUCGAGGCUCGACAAGACGUCAGUUGCGGUGUCAGUGCCGCUCGGAUUGAUGUCCGCUCUCGUCGCUAUGGGUGCGCUCGUCCGCGUCUCCCGCAGCCGCGCGUCCAACCAGCCAGUGCCCGUGGAGGACGAGCAAGACUUGCUGCGCAAAUGA